This is a messenger RNA of Hibiscus syriacus, 3227 nucleotides long. RefSeq lists its product as uncharacterized. Bases 64 to 3090 code for a protein of 1008 amino acids. The record is from RefSeq and is a predicted model, not a curated record. Lineage: Eukaryota; Viridiplantae; Streptophyta; Magnoliopsida; Malvales; Malvaceae. The transcript has 4 exons.
GCAGGUAGUAAUUUUCUUCUCCCAAAAUUUUAUCUUUGAAAUAUAUUUUGGCUUGGAUUACCUAUGCCUGGUAAUGGAAUUGGGGACAGGAUCCAUAAUUUCCUUGGCCAAGAGAGUUUCUCCCAGGACCAGCAUCAAUCACAGGUUGGCUUAAUUAACAGUUUGUGGGUUGGAAUCCAGAGACAAGUUGGUGGACCUCUUGUUUCCAGUUUGAAAAAUUCAAGUGUUCAUCAAUUAGAGCCUGACAGAGGACAUAGUGGUCAGUCUUCAAGCCUGCUGCAUGGGCUGAACUUCACAAAAUCAGGUCCAAGGCCUGAAAUUGCUAGAACUCAAUCAAAAAACCAAUCAUCAAUUGCAAAUGGCUAUAAUCAAGGGCAUCAGUCUUUCCAGGCAAGGCAGAAGGAAACAAACUUAUUGGGAGUGGAUAUGGCACCUAGAAGUUUAUCAGUUCUUGAUUCACCAAUAGGAAAUGGCCCUGAUUUUCAUCAAAAGAAUCAAUUGAGGUUGGAAUCCACUGAAUCUCGCAAAAAUUAUGAAUUUUUUGGAGCACAACAACAGAUUAGUGGACAGCAUCCUGUCCAAUCAUUGAGGCAGCAAUCAGGAAUGACUGAUAUGCAGCUGCUACAGAAACAUGCUAUAUUGCGAGAAUUACUGAGACAACAACUUCCAAAGUCACAUUUUCACCUACCAGAAACAAGGCAGUUGAGCUCUACGGAUCAGGUUUCCGCUGUUGCUAGACAGGUAUCAGAUGGUCUCUGUCCAGUUCCAAUCAAUGGUGUUCCUGUCCGUGAUGCUUUAAAUUAUACCUGGCAGCCUGUGUACAUGUCACCAAAUGCAAAUUGGCUACAACAUGGUGCCUCUUCAGCCAUGCAGCGAUCCUCUGGUGGACGUAUGUUUUCCCCUGAGCAAGGCCAGAAGCAUUUGAUGGGUUUGGUUCCUCAACAAGUUGAUCAAUCAUUUUAUGGGAUUUCUACGGGUAGUGCAAGUGGAAUUCCACAUCAGUACUCUUCUCUCCAACUGGAUAAGGGUUUAAUGCAGCAGGUGCCAGCCAGCAGUAAUUCCUUUCCAGGUAAUCAGUAUGCUAUGUUUUCAGAUCAAGUUGGCUUGCAAGAUGGAACUUUGGUUUCUAGACAAGGUGAUCAGGAUAAAAAUGUAUUUGGUGCUGUGACUGCUCAAGGUUUAAAUAGUCUAUUUCUUUCAGAAAACUUACAGCAAACGAUUAUCCGGCCAAAAAAUGCAGUGAUGCAGGAGUCUCCCCAGAGGAGAGAUCAUUGCAGUCCUCCAGAAACAUCCCUGGAGAAGUCAGCAAUUCAGGUUUCCUCCUCCCAGAAUGUGGCUACACUGGACCCAACUGAAGAAAAGAUUUUGUUUGGUUCAGAUGACAGUAUGUGGGAUGUCUUUGGAAAGAGCACCAACCUGGGUUCAGCGUUGGAUAGUACAGAGUCUUUAGGGGGAUUUCCUUCUCUGCAAAGUGGAAGUUGGAGUGCUCUUAUGCAGUCUGCUGUAGCAGAAACAUCCAGUAACGAUAUAGGGGUACAGGAAGAGUGGAUUGGUUUAGAUUUGCAGAAUUGCGAACCUCCAAGUGGAAGCAUGCCAGCAUCAAUUUUCAAUGAUGGCAGCAAACAGCAAUCCCCUUGGGCUUAUGACAACUUCCACAAUGCCUUGACACUGAGCUCUAAACCUUUACCCAUGUCUAUAGGUGUCAAUAUCAAUCUUGACUUUUGUAGUGUUUCUGAGGUUCAGCAAUUAGGAGCCCAGAUUGCAAAUGAACAGACAAGGAGAAUGAAAAAUGAUUCCCCUCGUAGAUUUGUUCAACAAUCAACAGAAGAACGAAGCAAAUGGUUAUAUCAGAGCCCUCAACAAAAGCAUGUAGCUGAAAGUGUUCAAUGCUUAGGGAAUGUUGCUCAGGGUCCUAAUGUGCAAGUAAGUGCAAAGAGCAUUUCAAAUUCCCAAGGAAUAGCUGCAUAUGAUCCUCGUGGUCAGAUUCACAAUAAGCCAAACAACUGGAACUUCAUUGAAUCUGCAUCACAUGGUGGUGGUGCCAUUGCAAAAAGUCGAGAUACUGAAAGCUCAUUGCAACGUUCUCAGAAUAAUGAUAACGGAGGUUCUAUGUAUGCGACAGGUCAUGGUUCUGCUCUUGAUCGUCCUGUUCCUUAUUCUAAUAUUGAAUCACGGAAUGUGAAUUCUGGCUUCGGAAGCCCAGAAGUGAAUAAGGAAGGUUUUGAUCAGGGCAACAUUGCCGCAAUAACAGAUUCAAGAACAAGACGGGUCACCAAUGAGAGUAGCCAGCAACUUCCAAACAGCCAAAAUCUUAUUCUCUGGAGAAGUAUUAAUUCUAAAGUAAACUCUGGACAAAGCGGGGUGCAAGCAGAAUAUCAGCAAAAUCUGUAUAAGAUCCCUCAAACUUUGGAUUCAUCUGGAAAUAAUUAUUUGGAGAAGGGAGUGUCUGAAACAAAUAUGGAUAACCUUAGUGUAAAAGAAAACUCAAGUGACAGUAUUCGCUCUAACUUAUCCCAGCAUACGUCCACCAGUGGCAUUAGAGACAAUGUCUGGUUAGAUGCGAAUGAUCCACUGGGAGGAAAACAGAAGUCAUCUGUUCAAGCUAGUCAUAAGCCUUAUAGAACCUGUAAAUUUCAGUAUCAUCCUAUGGAGGAUCUGGAUUCAGAGGUUGAACCUUCUUAUGGGCAGUCAAAAUAUACUUGUCAUGCUGCUGGAGAGUCUACAGACACUGAGAAGGGCAUUCAAGCAGAUGAGGUACCUUCCAAAAGUUCAAACCGUUGUUCUGCGCCUGAGAAAUCUUUUGUUGGUUUUGUGCCAAACAAGACAGCACCAAUUAGUAAAAAUAUGUUAGAGCUUUUUCAAAAGGUCGAUCAGACAAGGGAACAUGGUACUGCAACACACUUAAGCUCUUCUGAUCGCAAUCAAUCAUCUGAAAUGCCAGAUGCAGAAACUUCUGAUGGAUCAGUAGGCCAGUUCGAGUAUAAUAAACCUUCUGCAUCUCAGGGUUUUGGUUUAAAACUGGGUCCUCCAUCUCGAAGGUUCACUGUUCUGGAUCAAGUAAUUUCAUCUGAGUUCUCUGCAAGGAGUUAAUUCUUUAAAUUCGGUUCAUGUCUCUUCUGAGUUAGGAAGGAAGGAUCAUACAUGGGUGGGUCCAACAGCUUCUAUUCAGUCCUCAACUCAUGGAGCAACCCGUGAAGAUACUAGGAAUAAAGGCUCACAACAUAAUA